AGAGAUAGCGGGGGGUACAUGAAAAUGGCUUCUAGUCGUGUUUGUUCUAAGAGUGGUUUCUGGGUCGUGUUUCUUGUUCUGUUGGGUUCGAGUUGCUCGGAGGGACAGAUGGUGCCCGCAGUUUUCGUGUUCGGAGACUCGCUUGUGGACGUGGGCAACAACAACUACUUGCCCGUCUCGUUCGCGAAAGCCGACUUCCCGCACAACGGCAUGGAUUUCCCCACCCACAAGCCCACCGGAAGGUUCAGCAACGGCAAGAAUGCCGCGGAUUUUCUCGCCGAGAAGUUGGGGUUGCCGACGUCGCCGCCGUAUCUGGCCCUCAUCUCCAACUCCAGCCAGAGCAAUUCUUCGUCGCCCUUCCUCACCGGCGUUAGCUUCGCCUCUGCAGGUGCUGGCAUCUUUGACAGCAUUGACGAGAAAUUUCAUCAAGCGUUAACUUUGACCCAGCAAGUGGAUUACUUCCUCGCGGUGCACGAUAACCUGGUGGAACACAUGGGAUCUUCUGGUGCACAGAAGCACGUAGCCAAGUCCCUCUUCGUCAUCGUCAUCGGCAGCAACGACAUCUUCGGCUACUCCGGAUCCUCCGAUACCCGCAAGCAGCACACGCCGCAGCAAUACGUCGACCUCAUGGCUUCUUCGCUGAAGGAUCUGUUAAAGUGUCUCCACAGUUAUGAUGCGCGCAAGUUCGCCUUCUCGGGGCUUGGGCCGAUCGGAUGCUGUCCAUCACAGAGGAACCAGAACAAAACGGCCGCAUGCAAGGAGGACACGAAUUCCUGGGCGCGCAUGUAUAACGUAGCGCUCCUGGCAAUGUUGAAGGGAUUGAAGUCCGAACUCGAGGACAUAAGCUACAGUUACCUGGACACCCACACCGUCCUGCAAAACUUCAUCCAGAAUCCAUCUGCUUAUGGUUUUACAGAGGUGAAAGCAGCUUGCUGCGGUCUCGGUACCCUGAACGCAAAAGUUGCAUGCUUACCAAUUUCAGAGUACUGCCCCAACCGGCGAGACCAUGUGUUUUGGGAUCUAUACCAUCCCACAGAAGCAGCGGCCCGCAUUAUCAUAGACGAAGUCUUCCAUGGUUCGCCACAGUACGCGUACCCAAUGGACCUCCAGCAACUGGCCGCCGUCCAGGCUUAAGCAAAACAAAUAACACAAAUUCGAAGAAAAAAAAUUUCUGACAGGAAGAUUACAUAGUACAGGUUGUCAUUCGUCUAAAGCGAUUCGGUGUUUGGGGAUACAUGGGUUAAGGAAAAUCGUUGCUUUUGCAGAUGUCAUUCUGUUGCAGGGCUUUGUAUAUCAGAAGAAAGUGCAUCUUCAGUUAAUAUUGUUAUUUGCGUUAAUCUCAGAGCAACUAUAAAAUUCCAACAAACGGACGAGAUCCAGUCACUAUUUCCUUUCCCUUUUUGGGUAGACAGAAAGUAUUACUAUAAACCGAAGCAUC
Molecule: messenger RNA, 1438 nt
Organism: Rhodamnia argentea
Lineage: Eukaryota; Viridiplantae; Streptophyta; Magnoliopsida; Myrtales; Myrtaceae
Product: GDSL esterase/lipase At5g55050-like
Exons: 5
Coding region: 19-1134 (371 amino acids)
Molecular function (GO): hydrolase activity, acting on ester bonds
Source: RefSeq, a predicted model, not a curated record